CCACGAUUACUAUCCUCCCCAGUUUCUUCUCUUCCACUACUGUAACAACAAUGCCCCUCCCAUUCUUCUCCCGUUUCUUCCUCCCCAUACUCUUCCUGCUCAUAAACUUAGCAGCAGCGUCCGGCCCAGCAAACAUAUUUUGCAAAUGCACCUGCGGCAAUAACUCAACCCUAAUCCCAAUCACCUCCCCGCCCAGCUGCUCGGAAUGUAAUCGCCAAUUCUGCCUGAAGCAGCACUUGCCUAUCUGUCGCGAUGUGGGGGAAGACGGUAUUUUUACCACCUGUUUUCAGAGGGAUUCCGCGAAGGAUCGGGCGGUGGUGUUUAUUUUCAUUGUGGCUACGGUGGGAUUGUUGGGGUAUGCUGGGCUGAAGGGGUGGGUUGGGGAAGCUAUUAAGAAGUGGAGAGAUAGGACAGCUAGGGAAAGGUAUGAGGCUUUGCCUGGUGCUUAGGGUUUAUCUACGGUUUUUAUUUGCGGUUUCUACGGUUGCUAUGGCAUGUGGUGUAUGAGUGGGUGGAUGGAUGUGGGCUGGUGGCCGGGUUGUAGGAUACUGUUUUAGUUUGGGGGUGCGCGGCCUAAGUUCGGAUAUUUAAGUGUUUGUGAAUUGGAGUAUUGGGAAGUAAUGACUGGAUGAAGAAUACUGAAUGGAGUU
Tuber melanosporum (Perigord truffle) is the source of this 650-nucleotide messenger RNA. RefSeq lists its product as uncharacterized. The record is from RefSeq and is a predicted model, not a curated record. Bases 51 to 449 code for a protein of 132 amino acids. The transcript is spliced from 3 exons. NCBI's taxonomy places the organism in Eukaryota, Fungi, Ascomycota, Pezizomycetes, Pezizales, Tuberaceae.